AUGCAAUCCGAAUUUUGUGUGGUUUUAAUUCAGGUGAGUCGAUUCGAAACAGCUAAAGACCUUAGUAGCUAAGGAUGUUUUGCAGAAUAUUAUUGUGUUAAUCGCAUCGAGUAAGAUUCUUUGGCAAUGCGCCAAAAAGAAAAAAUCGACGAGCAAUGAAUUGAUGGUGAAAUCAGCGAUGAGACCUCCAACUCAAGACGCAGCUGGGGCUACACCAGCUUCGACUGCAGCUCCACCAUCAGCCGCUGGAACAACUGGCGAAGCUGGAAAAGAUGAGAAGAAGCCGGCUGAUGAUAAGAAAACUGAAGAUAAACCAGCGGAUUCGGCUGCAAAUCCAGGAGAUGGUGGAAAAAAAGAUGCGGAAGAGAAGAAGAUUCAACAAUCGAUGAAACCAUUUCCGAAGUUUGUGAUGCCGACAGAAAGUGCGAAAAAGCGCAAAGUUGCGGAAAACGAGGAGGAUAAGAAGAAGAAAAUCAAAGAGGGAUUUUAUCAGGAGAAUUCGGGAGAGGAUGACACUUUGGAGAAGGUGAAGAGUUUGGAAGUUGAGAAAUCCGAUAAAACGAAACGAUCGCAGAGGAAAAAGGAUAAGAAGUGA
Messenger RNA from Caenorhabditis angaria, 595 nucleotides. The record is from the annotation of a GenBank genome assembly. Lineage: Eukaryota; Metazoa; Nematoda; Chromadorea; Rhabditida; Rhabditidae.